Molecule: messenger RNA, 920 nt
Organism: Drosophila elegans
Lineage: Eukaryota; Metazoa; Arthropoda; Insecta; Diptera; Drosophilidae
Product: protein TSSC4
Exons: 2
Coding region: 126-833 (235 amino acids)
Source: RefSeq, a predicted model, not a curated record
AGUUACAGAAAUACCGAAAAGUAAUGUUUGUAUGUAUGCCAAAACAGCUGUUGGUUGGUUUUAAUUUACCUGGGCAAACACGAACUGAUUAAACAAAUGCGAUUUGUGCAUUAAAACUAAACAAAAUGCAAGAGUUUUCGGCCAAACGCGAUGCAUUGUUUGCAUGUCUCGACGACGCAAGCAAAGAAUUGAGGGGAACGGCCCUGGAUCAGAGCAAGGCCAAGUCGUUAUCCAUCAACGCUCUCGAUCGGGGCAACAGAUCCGGAAACUCAUCCGGAUCCGGACAGGUGAUGAACUACCGCCACGGCCGCAGCAUUGAUGUCAACCUCGAUCCGGAGGAUGGGCGAUUACGGCGGAUGCGGGGCAAGGAGAGCAUUUUCAAGAAGCCGGAACUGCCCAUCGGUCGCUGUUUGAAGCCCAGGAAGACCCCAGAUUACCAGGUAAACCCCCACAAAUGGAAGAAGUACUCCCUGUCCGAUGUGGACAUCUCCGAUCAGAGCAACUCCGCCGCCGCCUUAUCCUUCCUCCGACAAAUGGACGCCCAGCGCGAAGCUGAGGGAGAUGACAUCGAAUCGCCCAGUUCAGAUGGCAAAAUAGAGUUCAAAAAGACCAGCAAACUCAACCGCAAUCUCAAGAAGCUUCAACAGCAGGAGGUGGAGGAUGUGGAGCUGGACAAACCAAAGUUGAGAGGCUCCAAGCUGGUGAUGCCCGAGUAUGUAAUUGGUCAAAGGGCCCAGAAACAGAAGAAAUCCAAGACCCAGUCGAACCAGAGUCGUGCCUCUGGAAAACUUCAACUUUCCCACUUGGCAGAGGAAGAUGAACAGGAUGAGUAGGUUACAACUUAUGGUCUUAGGCUUACACAUUAAACAAUUAGCGUUCCCCUAAAGAUUUAAGCAUGUAAAUAGACUUUUACUACACAA